UUCUGCUAAUCUGGCAACACUGCACGUAUGGCUGACGGCGGAGAUUAGUUCGUUGGUUUAGUGUAGAUUGGUGAAUUGCAGACAAGCGAGUGUUUUGUCGUACGUUCGGGGUGGGUCGGCGGCGUAAUUUAACAUAUGCGCGAUUAAUAAUGAUCGCCUUGAUGCGCCGAUAAUCGAUUCGUGAUAAAUACCCCUGUUCCACUAUUGUUUGCCAUUUUUUUCUUUUCGUCAAAUUUUCUCUUUCCUUUAUCGUCCCUUUCUUUCCUCCUCUAAUGAUUUAAAACAACACACCACCCUUCGCCCACAACAAUACGAUUCUGGUCUCGAACUCUGUGGUAGGCGGUAGGUAUCAACGUUAGAAAACCUCGAUCGAAUACAUUAUCCAGUGAUCAAAGUUGACUAGUGAGCUGGAAAGUGGAACAGAGUUUCGGCAGGGCAGGUGCGGCAUUGUUCGACGAGUGGUUCACUAAACUCGCGUUUGUACCUACUCGCAGUUCCAAUUCCAAGUUAUACACGGCUCGAGAGUCGAGAGGAGUUGCCGAUCAGUGCCUUUCCGUCCUCCCGUGUUUCUCUUUGAGUGGUGUGUCUUUCAUUCGGAUCCGUGCAUCGGUUUGUUCCUGUCUUUUUUCUCACCUCAAAAUCUCAUUCGUCAGGUGAAGUUAGGUGACACGGUGGCGAUUGACACGUUUCCGUCGUUUGACACCACCGUGUGCAUCUGGACAAAAACUCUUCUCACCUGCCUGCUUAUAACUGCCGUAUGUUUAACCCAGCCUUCAAUAUGGCCUCCAUAAAGCAGGCUAUCAACGAGGCUGUUGAGCGAGUUUCGACAGUGAGAAUGCCAGCUCCUACACGCCUCCGCGAUUUGAUCAGACAAAUACGAGCGGCAAGAACUGCCGCUGAAGAACGUACAGUUGUCAACAAAGAAUGCGCAUACAUUCGAUCGACGUUCAGGGAGGAGGACAGCGUCUGGAGGUGUCGCAACAUUGCCAAACUGCUUUACAUUCACAUGUUGGGAUAUCCGGCGCAUUUUGGACAGCUCGAAUGUUUGAAGCUGAUAGCGUCGCCGAGGUUUACAGACAAAAGAAUCGGCUAUCUUGGGGCUAUGCUGCUGCUCGACGAGCGACAAGAUGUUCACCUUUUGAUUACCAACUGUCUGAAAAACGAUUUGAACAGUUCUACACAGUUCGUAAUUGGGCUUGCCCUGUGCACUCUAGGUGCAAUCGCAUCACCAGAGAUGGCAAGAGAUCUGGCAGCUGAAGUCGAGAGGCUUAUGAAAUCGCCCAAUGCAUAUAUUAGAAAAAAAGCAGCCCUGUGCGCGUUCAGAAUAAUCAGACGUGUCCCCGAGUUGAUGGAAAUGUUUUUGCCAGCCACUCGCAGUCUACUUACGGAAAAGAAUCACGGCGUUUUAAUCACCGGAGUUACUCUGAUUACGGAAAUGUGUGAAAACAGCAUUGACACUUUGAAUCAUUUCAAAAAGGAAUGCGGCCAUCGAGAGAUUGUUCCCAACCUCGUACGGAUUUUAAAGAAUUUAAUACUUGCUGGAUAUUCUCCAGAGCACGACGUAUCUGGAGUAUCAGAUCCUUUCCUUCAAGUGAAAAUUCUGCGACUUUUACGAAUUUUGGGAAGAAACGAUGUCGAUGCAUCGGAAGCUAUGAAUGAUAUCCUGGCGCAAGUGGCAACAAACACGGAAACCAGUAAGAACGUUGGAAAUACGAUAUUGUAUGAAACGGUUCUGUCUAUUAUGGAUAUAAAGUCAGAGAGCGGCUUGAGAGUUCUGGCCGUCAAUAUUCUCGGUAGAUUUUUAUUGAAUAACGAUAAAAAUAUUCGUUACGUCGCGUUAAACACCCUUUUGAAGACUGUGUAUGUUGAUACGAGUGCUGUGCAGAGACACCGUUCCACAAUUUUGGAGUGCCUAAAGGAUCCUGAUGUUUCGAUAAGGCGGCGUGCAAUGGAGCUUAGCUUCGCUCUAGUGAACUCAAACAACAUAAGAACUAUGAUGAAAGAAUUAUUGCUCUUUCUAGAACGAGCCGAUCCUGAAUUCAAAGCUCAAUGUAGUAGCAACAUCGUCAUGUCGGCGGAAAGAUUUGCUCCUAACAAACGUUGGCACCUUGAAACGCUCUUCAAAGUUUUAGUCGCAGCCGGCAAUUACGUGAGAGAUGACGUCGUCGCUUGUACAAUUCAGUUGAUAUCGGAAGCACAGGCACAGCAAGGAUAUGCGGUUUGUGCACUUUGGCGCGCUUUGGAAAGGGAUACUGCCGAUAAGCAGCCAUUGGCUCAAGUGGCGACUUGGUGCAUCGGGGAGUAUGGUGAUUUGUUACUUUAUGGUCCGCCAAGUGAAGACAUCGAGGCACCUGUAAAUCUAACUGAAGAUGAAGUCAUUGAUGUCUAUCAAAGGUUACUGUGGAGCCCACAAAAUACCGUAGUCACGAAACAGUACACUUUACUGUCACUCACGAAACUCAGCACUCGUUUCCAACAAGGCAACGAUAUGCCACUUUCAUUUUACAGAAAAAUUCGACAAAUUAUUGAUACGUUUGGGAGCAAUUUACACAUUGAGCUUCAGCAACGCGGAGUUGAAUUCUCGCAGUUAUUUAGAAAAUAUGAACACUUGAGGACCGCAUUACUGGAAAGAAUGCCUCCUAUGGAGACUGCCAAACCACAGGCAAAUGGAAUCAUCGGAUUAGUUAACGGAGAGUCUGAAAUCGAGGAAGAUAAAACUAUGAUUUUGGAACAGCUACCUGUUGCUGCUCCAUCAGACUCGAGCGCUCUGCUGGAUUUGCUUGGAAGUUCGGAAUUUGAUACUGAAAUCCCAGCUGUGGUGGAUAACAAUACUCCAGUUACUGCGGCGCCAGUCAUUAAUAACAAUGACCUUCUCGAUCUACUUGGAGGGUUAGAUCUGAGCACACCUAUUUCAGCUCCGCCUUCUUUUCCACAGGUCCAAUCGACUCCACAAAUCUUUAGCCCAACCAAUACGUCCAAUUUCCUUGUCGAUGGCCUUCUCAACUCGUCCCCGGUUCAAAAUGAAAUACCAAGUCUGGUUGCCUUUGAUAAAUUAGGCCUUAAAAUCGUACUCAAAUUAGAGCGACCAUCAGAGACUCCAGACUUGUUGGUGAUCAACAUGUUGGCUCAAAAUGUUGGUUCUAUGGAACUGACCGAAUUCUUAUUCCAAGCCGCAGUUCCCAAGACAUUCCAAUUACAAAUGCUGUCACCUUCAGGCACCGUCAUACCUCCAUCGGGUCAAGUAACUCAAGUUAUGAAAGUAACAAACAUCAACAAAGCAGCGCUUAGGAUGCGAUUGCGUAUUUCGUAUACGGGAGAUUCGGGGCCUGUAUUGGAACAAACGGAGGUGAACAACUUUCCGCCGCUGGCAUGGCAGUGACAAGACACUAUAGAAAAACCAAUUGUACAUAUGUCUGCCUAAUCAUACAAGUCUGAUCAGACUGAAGAACCCCUCCCCACACCGUCUCACCUCCACGAUCACCUAACAAUCAAAUUGAACUGGACGAGUGUAACAAAAGGCUCAUGGUAUAUAGAUAUACACAUAAGAAAUUUAUAUUCUCAAAUUAUACCUGAUCGUUGGUUAUAAAACAAUGAAAGGAAAAAAAGCAACAAAAAACAAAUGAUAAUAAUAAGAAAAAUCUGUGAAAUGUGAUACGAGUGAAUCUGACAACAAAGCCUGCGGAGAAAGAAGAUUCAAAAUAAUAUUUGUAAAAAAAAUUUCAAGAAUUUUUACAGGAUUGGUCGCUCUAACUCGCCACGUGUACGCAAGAAGAACCGUUGUGUAUGUACUAUAAAAAUCAAUAUAAGAUACCACUAUAUUAAUAA
Neodiprion fabricii is the source of this 3825-nucleotide messenger RNA. RefSeq names its product AP-1 complex subunit gamma-1 (gene AP-1gamma). Gene Ontology annotation, molecular function: clathrin-cargo adaptor activity. Gene Ontology annotation, biological process: intracellular protein transport; receptor-mediated endocytosis; Golgi to vacuole transport. Gene Ontology annotation, cellular component: membrane coat; Golgi apparatus; AP-1 adaptor complex. The transcript has 15 exons. Lineage: Eukaryota; Metazoa; Arthropoda; Insecta; Hymenoptera; Diprionidae. The coding region runs from base 758 to 3379 and encodes 873 amino acids. The record is from RefSeq and is a predicted model, not a curated record.